Juglans microcarpa x Juglans regia is the source of this 997-nucleotide messenger RNA. Its product is annotated as stem-specific protein TSJT1-like. The coding region runs from base 81 to 854 and encodes 257 amino acids. NCBI's taxonomy places the organism in Eukaryota, Viridiplantae, Streptophyta, Magnoliopsida, Fagales, Juglandaceae. The transcript has 4 exons. The record is from RefSeq and is a predicted model, not a curated record.
UGUCACAAACGUGACAACAUAAAUACUCCAAGAACUCUCCUGACUUUCCCUUCACAUCGAUCUAAGAGAGAGAGAGAGAGAUGUUGGCUAUAUUUCACAAGGCUUUUGCUCAUCCGCCCGAGGAGCUCAACAGUCCUGCAUCUGACAAUGACUCUAAGCAACCUAAACUUCCUGAGGAAACUCUCAACGAUUUCCUUUCUCAUCAUCCUCGUAACAUGACUUCCUUCAUGACCUUUGGAGAUGCAGCCGUGCUUGCUUAUGCUGGGCAAGACCCUCCUUGUCCACUCCAUCAAAGGUUGUUCUGUGGGUUUGAAGAUAUAUAUUGCCUCUUCUUGGGGAGCUUGAACAACCUAUUCUCACUGAAUAAGCAGUAUGGUCUUUCAAAGGGCAGUAAUGAAGCCAUGUUUGUGAUCGAAGCCUACCGCACACUUCGUGACAGGGGUCCAUACCCAGCUGAUCAGGUUAUCAAGGAUCUUGAUGGCAGCUUUGCCUUUGUUGUCUAUGAUAGCAAGGCUGGAACUGUCUUUGCUGCACUGGGUUCUGAUGGUGGUGUUAAACUUUACUGGGGUGUUGCUGCUGAUGGCUCUGUGGUGAUUUCUGAUGAUUUGGAAAUCAUCAAAGCUGGCUGUGCCAAAUCAUUUGCCCCCUUCCCAACAGGGUGUAUUUUCCACAGCGAGGAAGGAUUGAUGAGCUUUGAGCAUCCGAUGAACAAGAUGAAAGCCAUGCCCAGGGUAGACAGUGAAGGGGCAAUGUGUGGAGCCAACUUCAAAGUUGACAAGUACACAAGGGUCAACAGCAUUCCACGUGUCGGAAGUGAAGCCAAUUGGACCCACUGGGAUUCACAUCAAGCUUAAAUGUUGACAGUGUGCUUUCGUCUUUUUAUAGUUUGUUCGUCUCUCUUUUCUUUGUUCGUUUUUUUUUUUCCAUGAAUGGUUCUCCCAAAUAAAAGAUGAAAAGGAAAACGUGCCAAAAAGUUAAUAGACAUAUGUCUUUUCAA